Molecule: messenger RNA, 414 nt
Organism: Pieris macdunnoughi
Lineage: Eukaryota; Metazoa; Arthropoda; Insecta; Lepidoptera; Pieridae
Source: the annotation of a GenBank genome assembly
AUGGAACUACUAGAUGUAAUGAAAAAUUUAACUAUUAAAAAUGUUGCUAAUGAAAGUAAUCAAAACUUUUUCAAGUCAAUUGCUGCAGAUAUAGACGAUGUACCAACUGAAAUUGUUUAUGCAGAUUAUUCAGAUAAAAUAAUGCUCAUUAUUUCACAAUACCAAAAAAUUGGCAGUUUGUUAAUGAUUCAAAAGGAACAAGUGCAUAGCCCAUUAGGUUCAAAUGACAUUUAUACAACAAAAGUAAUUUUUGGUGCUUCAGGAGAAGAACAGCAAGUUGCAGCAAGACAUCUGGCUGAAGCAAUUGACAUAUGUAAACCACUUUGCAUAUUCAUUAAUCUUAAAUCAUAUGACAUUGAGACAGUCAAAGCUUGUAAAGAUAUCAUUCUUGACUUGAAGAAAGAGGAAAAGUAA